Penicillium brasilianum is the source of this 868-nucleotide messenger RNA. The record is from the annotation of a GenBank genome assembly. Lineage: Eukaryota; Fungi; Ascomycota; Eurotiomycetes; Eurotiales; Aspergillaceae.
UGGGGUGGCGGGUCUGAUGACUCAGCGCCAAGCCGAGAUUCCGAAGAGAAGUCGUUUCCAACCUCGACUUGCACGGAGAACGGAUCAGAUCCAUCUUGUUGAGACCACCAACCCCUCCCUCAUCCCCCCUCAUCUUCAACGCCCACCCGUCAAGAUGAUGUCCCAGUCUCUCCGGGCCUCGCGCUCCCUCUUCACCCGUGCCUCUCGGCAACAGGUCCCUGUCGCUGCUCGCCGCACCUUCCUGACCUCCGCCGUUCGCCGGGCCGACCAGGUCCAGGACCUCUACCUCCGUGAGCUCAAGGCCUACAAGCCCACCCCCAUCAAGCCCAGCGACUCCGAGGGCCACGUCCACAUUUUCAACCUCCCCAAGGCUCCCGCUUCCCCCGAGGAGGCUAACCUCGCCAGCGAGCUGUCUGCCUACGAGGCCCAGCAGGUCGAGGUCGAGGGCCAGGCUGCUACCGGCGAGGCCGCCCCCGCCGAGGAGAGCUGGUUCGAGGAGGAUGAGGAAGAGGCUGCUGCCGCCCACUAAAUGCUCCGUCUCUCUCUCUCCUUUCUUUUAGCAAGGUCUGGGGAAAUAUGAGGGGACGGUUGUGUAUGCAUCCGGCACCACUAGUUUGGCCGCCUCCUCAGGUCCUGAAGCUUGUAAAUUAGACCACCUUUGAAAUGUUGAAUUUCUUUCCCUUUGUUCUGGAGCCAAUCCUCUUUCCUCACGCCACGCAAUAAUUAUCAAUGUGGUGCUACCAAGGACAAGGUUCAAAUAUAGAACAACCCUUUGACCUGCUUGUUAAGAAAGCCUUUCAGGAGGAGAAGAUCGAGAAACCAGCGUAGCAUAUUUGUAGGUCUCUUUAAUUUAAAAUCCAAGUGUCCA